UGACUCCUCUGAAGUUAGGUACAAAGUAUCCUUUCAAAGGCUUAUUGUUUCUGCGACAAACAUGUCUGUAGGAGACUUUGUUCCACAAUUAUCAAAUAAAUGCUGAAAUUAUUUGGUUCUGUAUACAGGUUGUUAAAUGCUGAAAACAGAACAGUUUUGUUCGGUUUCAUUCUAAAACGUAAUUCUCGGAUAAUAACUGAAAAGGAUGAUAGAAUACAGUUUUCAAUUUCUAAAAUUUCCAGACUUGUAACUUGAAAUAAUAUUAUUUAAUCGUUUGCUUUUAUGUCAUAUAAGCUUAGACAAACAUCUGUUCGAUAUACUAGUGGUGGUGUCCAUGUAAGUCACAUAUCCUAUUUAAUUAUAGUUGAAUACGAAAAUCGAUGAAUGUUCAUUUAUAAAGCUGAAGGAUUCAAAUCUAUGAAUGUGCACAAUGCAUUAUUAGCCCUAGAUCACUGACUAAAAGGGAAUUUUCAAGAAACUGGCAUAGCCAUUCAUAAGUGCCACUCUCCCCCCUUUUCAUUCACUAGUUCUAAUCAAUAUGCUUGUUCAUUCAUGUUGAAUUUUGUGUUGUUUCUGGCUUAAUUCACUUUUCAGA
Molecule: messenger RNA, 595 nt
Organism: Trichobilharzia regenti
Lineage: Eukaryota; Metazoa; Platyhelminthes; Trematoda; Strigeidida; Schistosomatidae
Source: the annotation of a GenBank genome assembly